AUGGAGUCCGUGGACUUGGUGGUCAUUGGCGCAGGCUGGAGCGGGCUCGUCGCCGUCAAGACCUACCGCGAGGUCAACCCCAGCAGCAAUGUACUGCUUUUGGAAGCCGCCAGUUCUAUCGGCGGGGUCUGGGCCAAGGAUCGGCUGUACAAAGGUCUCAAGUCGAAUAACAUGCUGGGGACCUACGAGUUUAGUGACUUCCCCAUGGACGAGAAGACCUUUGACGUCCACACAGGCCAACACAUCCCCGGCGAGGUCAUUCAGCAAUAUAUGGAGGCUUAUGCAGCCCACUUCGACUUCGCCGACCGCAUUCGGCUGGAGCAUCGCGUGGAGAGCGCUCGGCAUAACUUAGAUGGCACAUGGCAGCUAGCUAUGUUGCAUGGAGGCAAGACCACAAUCAUCGAGACUACAAAACUGAUUGUUGCCACGGGGAUCACGUCGCAAGCAUAUCUGCCGACGUUUUCGGGCCAGGCGAGCUUUGGUGCACCGCUCUUCCACUGUCGCGAUCUACUGCAGAAUGAGACGAAGAUCUUCCAACCCGGUCAGCGUGCAACAGUGUUCGGGGGCACCAAGUCGGCAUGGGAUGCGGCCUACGCGUGUGCUACGGCGGGAAUGCAGGUGGACUGGGUCAUCCGCGAGUCCGGCCACGGUCCAGUCUGGAUGGCACCACCAUACGUGACCCCGUUGAAAAAGUGGCUAGAAAAACUCGUCACGACACGCUUUCUGACCUGGUUCAGUCCCUGCAUUUGGGGAGACGCGGAUGGGUACACGCGUGUGCGCAGCUUUUUGCACGGCACUUGGCUGGGACGCAAGAUCGUGGAUUCGUUCUGGUCGGUUCUGGCGAACGACGUGGUGCAGCUCAACGGCUACGACAAGCAUCCGGAAAUGAAGAAGCUGAAGCCGUGGGUGAGCCCGUUCUGGAGCGCCACGUCCAUCAGUAUCCUCAACUACCCGACCGACUUCUUCGAACUGAUCAAGAACGGCACCAUCAAGGUGCACAUUGCCGACCUGGACCGGCUCUCCGACCACACAGUGCACUUGUCCACGGGUGAGACGCUACAGACGACGGCCUUAAUCUGCUCGACGGGCUGGCGCUCCACACCCAACCUGCAAUUUCUGCCAGAGGGCAUCGAGCGCGAGCUAGGGUUCCCGUGGAGCACCGACCCGUUGGAUGAUGCGCUCGUUCAGGCCGCCGACGAGGAGAUCCUGCGUCGUUUCCCACGGCUUCGCGAUCAGCCGCGACCAAAUCCUCAGUUUCGCCCCCUUGAUGACCAGGCAGAGGCAGCCGUACCGCACCCAUUCCGGUUGACGCGGUUCAUGGUACCGCUGGCUUUGCUCAAGGAGCGCUCACUAGCCUUUAUGGGUGUGACCAUGAACUUCAACACGACCCUGGUCGCACAAGCCCAGGCAUUGUGGAUCACAGCCUAUUUUGGGGGUCAGCUCACGCCCGCUGCCGUCGAGCGCUGCCCACCUGCAUUGUGCGCGGCCAUCUCGGAUGGCAAGGCUUCCGGAGAGGAUUCCGAUUUGGAUCUCGCCUGGGAGAUUGCCUUGCAUUCGGAGUUUGGCAAGUAUCGCUAUCCGGCGGGCUUUGGUCGCCGUAACCCAGACUUUGUGUUCGAUGCCAUUCCUUAUAUCGACUUCCUGCUCCGCGAUCUGGGUCUGUCGCAUGAGCGCAAGCAGGGCCUGCUGGCGCAAUGCUUCCAUCCGUACGGCACCGAGGAUUACCGUGGUCUGCUAGAUGAGUGGAAGAAGACCCAGAUGAACUAG
This is a messenger RNA of Penicillium lagena, 1767 nucleotides long. RefSeq lists its product as uncharacterized. The transcript has 2 exons. Lineage: Eukaryota; Fungi; Ascomycota; Eurotiomycetes; Eurotiales; Aspergillaceae. Gene Ontology annotation, molecular function: flavin adenine dinucleotide binding; NADP binding; N,N-dimethylaniline monooxygenase activity. The record is from RefSeq and is a predicted model, not a curated record. Bases 1 to 1767 code for a protein of 588 amino acids.